This is a messenger RNA of Mobula hypostoma (lesser devil ray), 4525 nucleotides long. RefSeq names its product SVOP-like (gene svopl). Gene Ontology annotation, molecular function: transmembrane transporter activity. The record is from RefSeq and is a predicted model, not a curated record. NCBI's taxonomy places the organism in Eukaryota, Metazoa, Chordata, Chondrichthyes, Myliobatiformes, Myliobatidae. Gene Ontology annotation, biological process: transmembrane transport. The transcript has 16 exons. Gene Ontology annotation, cellular component: membrane. Bases 243 to 1736 code for a protein of 497 amino acids.
GGGUGUAACCUGUUUACCGGUUUUAUAUCUGAAGAGAGAAAAGGAUAUUUUCUGUACAAUGACUCUGUAACUAAAGAAUUGGAACUCACUUACCAGCCAGUUUCUCUUUAUCUUUUAUAAUGGAGCAAAACAGAGUGUUCCCCUUUGUUGGAGUGACUGGAAGGCCAAUCUGAUGCUGGAAGGUGUAAUGCUGAGCUGUUAUCAUUUAAGAAGAAGCAGCGAUUCUGUAUCCAGGACGCAACAUGACCUCCCGGAAAGAAGCCCUGGUCAAUUAUAUUCAUCUGGAGGAGUACUGCACGAUUUCAUUUCCAGAAGGCCAUGGCAAGAAGCCUCAGAAAGAUCGGAGAAAAACGUACACAGUGGAGGAAGCCGUGGAAACUAUUGGGUUUGGUCGGUUCCAUGUUUUGCUGCUUUGUAUCAUGGGCAGCACAAGUGUAGCUGAAGCCAUGGAGAUCAUGCUGCUGGCUGUCAUUUCUCCAGUCAUCCGUUGUGAGUGGCUCCUUGAAGAAUGGCAGGUUGCCAUGGUUACCACCAUGGUGUUCCUUGGCUUCAUGGCAUUUAGUGGAUUUUGGGGUUUCUUUGCUGAUAGAUAUGGGCGUUGGAAGAUUCUUCUCAUAUCCACCGUCUGGAGUUCCUAUUACUCAGGGUUAACGUCGUUCGCUCACACGUAUGGUUGGUUUGUGUUCCUGCGUUCCAUGGUAGGAUGUGGAGUGUCUGGCCACUCCCAAGGGUUUAUUCUGAUGACUGAAUUCAUUCCCUCCAAAUAUCGAGGGCGUAUUUUGCCUCUGGGGCAGAUCUUCUGGCUCACUGGAUCCACAAUAGAGAUCCUUUUGGCCUACCUAAUUAUUCCUACACUGGGUUGGCAAUGGCUUGUACGCAUUUCUACCCUACCGAGUAUCAUUCUGCUGGUGGUGUUUAAGUGCAUCCCAGAGUCAGCACGGUAUAACGUUUCUGUAGGAAACACUCAGAGCGCCAGGCAGACUCUGAAUUACAUUGCAAAGAUGAACCGCUCCUGCCUUCCUCAGGGUUCUUUGGUAGAAACACAAAUGGUAAGGAAGGGAAGUAUCUUUGACUUGGUAGAUUCUGAAUAUAGACGCACAACACUGCAAUGCUGGUUCAUAUGGUUGGGAACAGCAUUCGCUUAUUACGGGCUCGUCUUAACCAGCUCAGAACUCUUGGAAAACAAUCCUGUCUGUGGUGUUCCUGAAGGAUCAAAUGUGUAUAAUUCACUGGAAACUUGCCAUUGUAAAAUGUUCGAAGCUGCAGAUUACCAGACCAUGGUUAUCAGCACUUUAGGAGAAUUCAUGUUUAUUCCAUUUAGUCCUUUCAUCAUUGAAACCUUGGGAAGACGACGCAGUUUGACAUUAACAAUGGGAGCUUCUGGUAUUUUCUUUCUCCUCCUCAACAUCUGCAGUACCAGGGGAUUACUGACCACUUUGCUCUUCAUUCUCCGUGCCCUAGUGUCUGCCAACUUCAGUAUCAUCUAUAUCUACACUGCAGAGGUCUAUCCUACAGUCAUGCGUUCCUUGGGACUAGGGUCCUGUAGUUCGAUGGCUCGCGUUGGAGCAAUGAUCGCACCCUUUAUAGCACAGGUCCUUCUUGCCUCAUGGCCCACAGCAGCCUUGUGCCUCUUCAGUGCAGUGUGUAUUAUCUGUUCCAUAUUGGCUUUCACCCUUCCAAUUGAGACCCAAGGUCGAGCAAUGCAGGAGAUCAAACCAUCUCCAACUGGAUUAUGAAUAUAGGUCUGGACUUAGUGUAUGUUGGAGAUGAAGAAGCAUGACCUUUAUCCUUGGCCCUUUCGGAACACUUCCGCCAGAAAAGGUUAAGUCGUUUGCUGGACAGUAUGUAUGGUGUGGCAUUUCUCAUUACUAUUGCACUGGGAGCAACGUACACAAUGUUGAUUGGAAGUUCAUCUCCUUUUCUCGAGUCCUUCAAAUAUCCAUCAUCAUAAAUGGCCUUUAGCAGAGAAGGAGCACUGAGGAAGGCUGCCAUCUGGGAAAAUCUGUUCUACUAUUUGCAGUCAGAAAUUACAUUGCACCUCAAAACAUGGGAUAAAAUAAAAACAAAAAUAAAAUCAAAAACAAUAUUUCUAAUUCUUGGAACAGAUACCUCAGCAUUGGUGGUGGAUAUGGAUUAAUGCCAUGUGAAACACUGAAGCCCAGUUAAACAAGGAAAGGUUUCCCUCCUCCCUCUAUUGUGCCUUCGCUUUUGCCUUCCAAUAAACCUGAGGUCUUAACUGUAAAAUGCGUCCAACAACCAUCUCUAUUACUCCUGAAUUUUGCAUUCCUCUUAACCUAGAGAAAAGGUUAUCUUUCCUAUGCUGUAUUUGGUCCUGGGGAGCUAAUAGUACAAAGAAGAGCUCUUGGUGGUGAAAUAUUCAUAGAUUUUAUAAGGGAUUGUUGUCACUAAAACUGGUCCAAUAUUACUAAAGUGGUGCAUUAUUGCUCUAUCCUCAUGACUGAUGGAACUCAAACCGUGACCCAGAUAGUGAUUUUACACAUCACAAUGUUGCACUAAAUUUAAUGCGUUGACAUCUUUUCAUUAUCAUCACAUGUAUGAUGAUACAGUGAAAAACUUAGUUUUGCAUGCCAUCCAUAAAGAUCAUUUCAAGAACACUUGUUAUAAAAAAGCAAUAUUACAAUUGAAGUGAUUCAAUGCUUUGGAUCUGUCACUGAGAAGUUCUACAGUUCUUGUUAGGAAAGCUCAAGUAGCCACAUUAGAAUAAAAGAAAUGAAAGGGGGAGAAGGCCACUCAUCCCCAUGCACCUGCUCACGCCUCAUCAACAUCAUAGCUGAUCUUCCAUCUCAACUCUAUUUCCUUGCACUAGCCCCAUUCUUUUGACUCCUGAGAAUACAGAGAUACCUGUACCUAUCAAUCUCUUUUUUGUUUUUGACUGAGCCAACUGAAACAAUACCACUACGUGAAGGAAUUCCUCCGCAUUCCAGUCCUAAAUGGCCUACCCCUUAAUCUAAGGCUGUAACUCCUUAUUCUGGACAGCCAGGGGAAACACCUCUCACUUUGCCAAGACCGGUAUGAACUUUCUAAGUCUGAAUGAGAUCUGCUCACACUUUGCUAAAUUUUGCUGGUGCAGGGCAAACCUGUAUCUGAAUUUUCUAAUCAGUCAAAUGAAUUACAAGUAAAAUUGGAAUAUGUGGGCCCACAUCCUACAUAGUGGGAGGGACCUAUAGAGAAAUUAUCUUUUAAAAUAGGCAUAGCACCUUCUAUCAAUGAAUAUGCAGUGGGCCCAGGUAGAAGAACAGAUCAACCCUAUUGAGUUUUAGAGACUAUAGGUCCAGAAUCAUUCCUUUCUCCCACAGACAGUAAACUCACUGUGUUUAUAGGAUAAUAUAUUUAUGCAGUUUUUAAAUAACAAACUACAAGUCUGUAUUAUUUGCACUUAGAAAUGUUUAAUCAUUUUUACCAUUUUGUUGACAUUUUGGUAUUGAUUAUUGUGAUCUGAAGAUAAACUUUUAAUAAUUCUAAAUGUAAUUGUCUAUUUAAAUGUAAGGUUACAUUCCAUUUUCCUGAUAUGAAAUUGAAAUGUAUUAGAAACAGUUCUCAGCUGUGCUAGGUUUUGUUUGCCAACUUGCCGCUGAGCUUGUAAAAAAUUGUUUGAGGUAAAUUGUGCGCUUUUUAAUAGCUUCAAACAUUUCAGUUGUAUUUUUUUGUUUAUAAGUUUCUACUUGUUACAUUUAUUUUCCAAUAUUUUAAUUUGCAAUCACAUGCAUAAUACAUGAGCUUCUUCAACCUGCUAUGAAAUUGCAAUGUGACCAGUUCAAUUCACCCAUUUGUUCUUUCCCCGUUCUUCUGAAAUAUUUCUUUCUCCAGUAUUUAUUCAUUUUGGGAUGCAUGGAGCCAUGGAAUGUACAGCAGAGAAAAAGGAUAGCCAUUUAUCAUAUCCAAAUUAAUCAUUGGAGACCAAAUUAAUAUACUAAUUGCAUUUAGCAGCACCUGCACUGUAACUUUCUAAGCUUUGGCAACUUAAAUAUAGUUCUUGAAUGUUGUGAAAAUUUCAAACUCCAUCAUGCUCUCAGGUAGUGUUCCAGAUUUCAACUACCUUCUGGGUAAAAAAUACUCUUCUUUAGACCCCCAACAAGCCGCCUAUUCAUAACCUUAAGCCUAGCCCUUGGUACUUGACACUUCUGUUAUGAGAAGUUUCUCAUUAUCUGUAAUUGUAUCCCUCAUUGUUUGCAGAUCCCCCCCCAGCCUCCUCUAUUCCGAGAAAAACAAACCAACUCUACCCAUCCUCUCAUGAAUGAAUCUUCUCUGCAUCCUCUCCAAGGCAUCCACAUCCUUCUUAAAAUGAGGUGACCCAGCUGGCUCACAGAGCUUCAGCUAGUGAAUUCAACUACCCUUUAAACAGUGCAAUCCAGAUAAUAAUAAUUUACUGCAUUGAAAAUGCAGUAAUUUUUAACACAAUGCUAUCACAGCUCAGGGCAGAGUUUUUAUUUAUUGAGAUACAGUGUAGAAUAGAUCCUUCCAACACUUUGAGCUGUGCGGCCCAGAAAUCCUCUGAUUUAACCCU